UUGAAGAAAAAAAGUCGGUUCGUUAUUUUAUUUUGAAUAAUUGGUUAAUUAAUUACCGAAGAAACAAUCAAAUGGAUUUAGGCGAGCUGUGGGCGAUAUUCGGCCCCGCUUGUGCGGGCGCCGUAUUCGGAGUCGGCUGGUGGUUUUGGGUCGACGCCGUCUUUUGCAGCUCUGUCACUGUCUCUUUCGUUCAUUAUUUACCUGGAAUAUUUGCAUCUAUUGCGGCUUUGAUGUUCAAUUGUGUUAGAAAAGAUGAUAUUGAUCCAUAUGACGACAGCGAGUGGAGGUUGAAGCUCUGGCUUUUCCUUGCUUACGUUGUCUCCUUUACCUCUCUGUCUGCUUCUGUGGGCCUGUUGAUACAAGACUCGGUAGUGAAAUCUGGUCCUUCAGUCUGGACUGGUACUGCAGGUGUCUUACAGUGUGUUUUCGUGUUAAUCAGCGGACUUAUAUAUUGGACUUCUCACGUAGAAUAACCGAUCAGCAUUGUAGCUUGGAUCCACAAGUGAGUUUUAAUUAUUCGAUGGUGCAAUUAGAAAGGAUUUUUCACCGUAUUAAAUAUUGUACCCUAUAGUAACCAUCUUGACUGGGAAGACUAAGAUUAAUCCUGCUAUUUUGAAAUUUAUGAUUUCAACUACAUAGAAACCAUAUUUUUUUUGGUUUUGAAUUGGUUAUACCAACCUCUUUCCCGAUUUGAUUUGCCAUUUUGAGGCUUGUUUGUUUUGAUAAGGAAA
This is a messenger RNA of Hibiscus syriacus, 731 nucleotides long. RefSeq names its product transmembrane protein 50 homolog. Gene Ontology annotation, biological process: protein targeting to vacuole; late endosome to vacuole transport via multivesicular body sorting pathway. The record is from RefSeq and is a predicted model, not a curated record. The transcript is spliced from 5 exons. Bases 72 to 473 code for a protein of 133 amino acids. NCBI's taxonomy places the organism in Eukaryota, Viridiplantae, Streptophyta, Magnoliopsida, Malvales, Malvaceae.